Molecule: messenger RNA, 1755 nt
Organism: Melozone crissalis (California towhee)
Lineage: Eukaryota; Metazoa; Chordata; Aves; Passeriformes; Passerellidae
Gene: SOWAHB
Product: sosondowah ankyrin repeat domain family member B
Exons: 3
Coding region: 1-1755 (584 amino acids)
Molecular function (GO): protein binding
Source: RefSeq, a predicted model, not a curated record
AUGGCGCGGGAGCUGAGCCAGGAGGCUGUGCUGGACUUCCUCUGGGCGGCCGGGGGGCGAGCCCCCAACACGGCGCUGCUCCGCCACUUCCAGCGGUUCCUCCGCGACCCGGCGCUGACGGAGCAGCAGCGGCGGGAGCGCCGCGAGUACUUCAAGAGCCUCGUCAACUCCCUGGCCACCGUCCACCCCGCCGCCGCCCCCGGCGCCUCCAAGGACAUCGUCCUCCGCCGCAGGUACCGCGACCUCCUCGAUGAGGAGCUGCCGCCGCCGGAGGAACAGCGGGAGCAGGAGGAGAAAAAGAACGAGCCGCCGCCGCCGCCCCGACGCGACCCCGACGGGCGGCGCGGCCCCCGCGGGGAGGCGGCGGAGCAGGGGCGGCCCGGCGGGGCGGGGGGCUGCUCCGCCCGGGGCCGCGGCGGGCCGUGCUGCGAGUGCCGCCGGGCGCGCCGCGCUGCCGCCGCCGCCGCCGUCCCCGCGCCGGGCCCCGGGACACCGCCCACCCCCCGGCCGCCCCGCUCCCGCUCCCCGCCGCCCCCUCCGCAGCCGCCCCCGUACCGGACCCAGCCGCUGUCCUCGGGCCCCUGGGCGCUUCGCCCCGGCGGCACAGCGCGCCCCCGGCCCCCUGCGCAGCCGUCGGGUCCCGGGGCGCUGUCCUCGGCGGUGCCGCCCCGGUCCCGAUCGCCGCCGCUGCCUGCCGCCGGGCUGCCCUCUGCCACAGCGUCCCGGUCCCGGACGCCACCGCCGCCACCGGGCCCGGGGACGCCGCCUCCCUACAGGUUGCCUCAGCCCCGAUCUUUGCCGCAGCCCGCCCCUUCCCGAUCCUUGCCGCUGCUGUCCGCCCCGGAGGUGCUGCCCCUGUCCCGCUCCCUGCAGGCGCUCCCUGCCAGCCCCUCCUCAUCGCCAUUGCUUUUGUCAGGCCCCGAGGCGCUCGCUUCCACCAGGCUGCCCCCACCGCAGUCCAGGUCACCCCCAUCCCAGUCCUUGCUGCCAGCACAGGGCCCCGCAGUGUCCCAAGCCGCAGAGAGCCAGCUCCCAGCACCGCUGCCUGUUUUCCAGAGCAUCAGGCGCCAGCUCGCUUUGUCGGAGGCGCAGGGCACCCCCUCCUCAGCGCACGAUGACUGUGGGCGGCAGCCUCGCUCCGUGCUCGCCAAGAGCUCCCCCAGGAACGCCGCAAGCCGGGGGCCCCUGGUGCCGCUGGGACAGCGGGAGCACGCCUGGCUGGUGGCAAUGUCAGCAGGCUGCUGGGCUCAGGUGCGGGGGCUCUUUCUGGAAGAGCCUGAGUUGGCCCUGCAGAGGGACUUCAUAUCAGGCUUCACGGUCCUUCACUGGCUGGCCAAGCACGGCGACGGGCCGGGCCUGCAGGAGCUGGCAGCCGCGGCGCGGCAGCUCGGGCUGGCCCUGGACGUGGACGCGCGCUCGGGCUGCGGGUACACGCCGCUGCACCUGGCUGCCAUACACGGCCACCAGCUUGUCAUCAAGGUGCUGGUGCUGCAGCUGGGCUGCCAGGUGCAGGUGCGGGACGGCAGCGGGCGCCGGCCCUGGGAAUACCUGGGCAGCUCCACCUCGGGGGAGAUCUGGCAGCUCCUGGAGGCACCCCGCGGCACAAUCAUGUUCCCCACGCAGCCCCUGGCCCGCAGCGCGUCCUCUGUCAGCAAGGUCUCGCCGUCCGCCGGCAGGGCAGCGCUGCCCGCCUGCCUCAGGGUGCAGCUCGGCCGUGGGGCAGUGUCCCACCAAUCCGGCAGCGACAGCGACUGA